AUGCGAUGGACUGCAAGCAUGGAAAAGAUUGCCGAUUGGCAUACCCGACGCGCCAUGAAUGUACCAGCAACUGACCCAACACCUCCCUAUAUAUACAUCCAUAUGCGGCACGGUGACUUCAGCCAGCAAUGUGAGGAUUUUCCUGUGGACCAGUGCUUCGCCCCGUUGUUUGUCAUUGCGCGCAGGGUGUCUGAGGCGCAAGAAGAGCUUCGCACACGAGAAGGGAUUGAUGCCACGCAUGUUAUCAUGACGAGCGACGAAAGGGACCCAGAAUGGUUGUCAGAGCGGAUAGAGGAGAUCUAUGGAAAAUGGCAUCCGGUGUUCAUCGAUACUAUCAUUCAGUCGAAUGGAGCUGGCUUCGUUGGCACUCGUGGCUCCACGAUGUCCACACUAGCUGGCCGCAGGGUACAGUCGUGGCAUGACGGAGCGACUCGGCUCGUUAGAUGGGGAUGGCCGGGCUCGGACGACCACUGA
Suillus discolor is the source of this 474-nucleotide messenger RNA. RefSeq lists its product as uncharacterized. Lineage: Eukaryota; Fungi; Basidiomycota; Agaricomycetes; Boletales; Suillaceae. The record is from RefSeq and is a predicted model, not a curated record. The transcript is spliced from 4 exons. The coding region runs from base 1 to 474 and encodes 157 amino acids.